CUUCUUGAGCUUCAUAUUGACGCCUGCAACGGCUGCCACAUCCCUCUCAACAACCCAAUUCAAUUGUCGCACAAGAGAUUGGAUCGAACAACCUCGUCCUUUGCGACUGAACGUCCGCCCGACUACACUCCACUCCACGAUGGCCUCCCUACGCACAACCUCCCGCCUGUUCGCGGCGGCGAGCCGACCAGCUUUCAGCAGAUCUUCAAUUCGGGGCAUGGCUUCUGUUGCGACUGGUGCUACAAUCAAGGAGCCCACCAGUGAUCCAGAUGCCAAAGUCAAGACCUUCCACAUCUACCGCUGGAAUCCCGAUGAGCCGAGCUCGAAGCCUCGCAUGCAAAGCUACACUCUGGACUUGAAUAAGACGGGUCCUAUGAUGCUGGAUGCUCUCAUUCGUAUCAAGAACGAAGUUGAUCCUACCUUGACCUUCAGACGGAGUUGCAGAGAGGGAAUUUGCGGGAGUUGUGCAAUGAACAUUGAUGGUGUCAACACUCUGGCUUGCUUGUGCCGAAUUCCAACGGAUACCAAGCAAGAGACGAAGAUCUACCCCCUCCCCCAUACCUACGUUGUGAAAGAUAUCGUCCCGGAUCUCACACUCUUCUACAAGCAGUACAAGUCCAUCAAGCCCUACCUGCAACACGACGGCCCCGGCCCAAACAACAAGGAAUACCUGCAGAGCAAGGAGGAGCGCAAGAAGCUCGAUGGUCUCUACGAAUGCAUUCUCUGUGCCUGCUGCUCAACAUCUUGCCCCUCGUACUGGUGGAACUCGGAGGAAUACCUUGGCCCUGCUGUCCUGAUGCAGAGCUACCGCUGGUUGGCAGAUUCCCGAGAUCAGAAGAAGGAGGAGAGAAAGGCUGCUUUGGACAACAGCAUGAGCGUGUACCGCUGCCACACGAUUUUGAACUGCUCGAGGACGUGCCCCAAGGGCUUGAACCCUGGUCUGGCGAUCGCGGAGAUCAAGAAGGAGUUGGCUUUCUAAGAAGCCUUGUAUUCGUAAGAUGAGGGUGGGUUUGAGGAUCAAGGUGAUACGAUUGCGUAUAUUAUCCUGGGUUGAGGGCACGAUUGCGAGUUGGCGGGCGUUGUGGGCUGAGGGCAUAUUGGUGCGAUUAUGCGGCCGUGUAGAUAUGAGUUCAACAGGUUUAAAUCACUGUCUCUUUGUCACAAAGUCUUUUCCCUCUUCGUGUAAUUUGUGCACAUGGAGCAGGAGGCAAGUUGCCUUUUGCCUUGUGCCUUGUGACAUCUGCUCAGUCGUGU
Cadophora gregata is the source of this 1254-nucleotide messenger RNA. RefSeq names its product succinate dehydrogenase complex, subunit B (gene SDH2). Gene Ontology annotation, biological process: aerobic respiration; tricarboxylic acid cycle; respiratory electron transport chain. NCBI's taxonomy places the organism in Eukaryota, Fungi, Ascomycota, Leotiomycetes, Helotiales, Ploettnerulaceae. The record is from RefSeq and is a predicted model, not a curated record. Gene Ontology annotation, cellular component: mitochondrial membrane. The coding region runs from base 140 to 979 and encodes 279 amino acids. Gene Ontology annotation, molecular function: electron transfer activity; 2 iron, 2 sulfur cluster binding. The transcript is spliced from 2 exons.